AUGUAUUUAGAUUACAACUCAUUGACUUCAACUAUCCCAUCCACACUUUGGACUAACAAGGAUAUUCUGAUUUUGAGUUUAGCUUAUAAUUCGCUAAAUGGGUCAUUGGCUUUAGAAAUUGGAAGCAUUAAGAACAUGAGGGAGUUAUACUUAUCAGGAAAUCAGUUUUCAGGUGAUAUUCCAAGCACCCUUGGGCAACUUCAAAAUUUGGAAAUUCUUACAUUAUCGAACAAUCAGUUACAUGGUCAUAUACCUGAGUCGUUUGGGAAUUUGAUUUCAUUGCAAAAUCUGGAUCUUUCCAAAAACAAUCUCUAUGGUGUAAUCCCCAAGUCAUUGGAAAAACUUGAGUACCUUGAGUAUUUCAAUGUUUCAUUCAAUGAACUUAGUGGUGAAAUUCCAAGUGGAGGGCCUUUCAAAAAUUUCAGGUCAGAAUUUUUUGUAGGCAAUAGAGAAUUGUGUGGAGCAUCUCAAUUUAAAGUCAAGCCGUGCAAAAAUAAUACAGCUAGAUUAUCAAGCAAUACUAGAGUUUUGAAGUACAUUUUACUACCAGUUGCUAUUGUAUUGAGUUUGGCCAUUACUGUGGUUUAUGUAAUAAGACGCGGUAGUAGAAGUACGGUUCUACUAGCUCACUCUACUUUCCCUAUCACUGUCAAGAGGAUUUCAUAUUAUGAAGUUCUAAAUGCUACCAACAAUUUUGGUGAAGAGAAUCUUAUUGGUGAAGGCAACAUCGGGUUAGUGUACAAGGAAAUAUUUUCAGAUGGAAUGAUAGCUGCAAUUAAGGUUUUUAAUCUAGAUUUGGAAGCCUUGGUGCUGGAAUAUAUGCCUAAUGGAAACCUUACAAAAUGGCUAUCCUCGAGCAACUAUUUCCUAAAUAUGUCUCAAAGAUUGGAAAUAAUGACAGAUGUGGCAUCUGCACUCGAGUAUCUGCAUCAUGGGUGUCCCUUUCCGAUUGUUCAUUGUGAUUUGAAGCCCAACAACAUAGUUUUAGAUGAAGAUAUGGUUGCCCAUGUUGGAGACUUUGGCAUUUCCAAGCUUUUAACUGAAGACCAGAGAAUUUCAAUUACCAAGACGUUAGGGACCAUUGGAUAUAUGGCUCCAGAGUAUGGAUCUACUGGAUUGAUAUCGACUAUGGCCGAUGUUUAUAGCUAUGGGAUUAUGCUGAUGGAGACAUUUACCAAAAAGAAGCCGACAAGUGAUAUGUUUGUUGGAGAGUUCACAAUGAGGAAAUGGGUGUUCGAAUCAUUCCCCGAUGCAAUAAUGCAGAUAGUGGAUGUUGAUCUAGUGAAUCCAGUUGAAGAUAAUAUUCAAGCCAAAGAGAUCUGCUUUAGAUCAAUAAUGGGAAUAGCACUAGAAUGCACGGCUAACUGGCCCAACGAGAGGCUCAAUUUGAAAGAUGUUGUAAAAAGGCUCAAGGAGAUCAAAACUGAAUUUUGUAAAGUAUAA
Messenger RNA from Olea europaea var. sylvestris, 1443 nucleotides. RefSeq names its product probable LRR receptor-like serine/threonine-protein kinase At3g47570. The transcript is spliced from 3 exons. Gene Ontology annotation, biological process: protein phosphorylation. Gene Ontology annotation, molecular function: protein kinase activity; protein binding; ATP binding. The coding region runs from base 1 to 1443 and encodes 480 amino acids. Lineage: Eukaryota; Viridiplantae; Streptophyta; Magnoliopsida; Lamiales; Oleaceae. The record is from RefSeq and is a predicted model, not a curated record.